AUGUUUGAAUUCUACUUAUUGACCGCCAAGUCGCCAAGACUUGCCACAGGGGGCGCCAAGACCCUUGCCACAGGGGGCGCCAAGACCCUUGCCACAGGGGGCGCCAAGACCCUUGCCACAGGGGCGCCAAGACCCUUGCCACAGGGGGCGCCAAGACCCUUGCUACAGGGGCGCCAAGACCCUUGCUACAGGGGCGCCAAGACCCUUGCCACAGGGGGCGCCAAGACCCUUGCCACAGGGGCGCCAAGACCCUUGCCACAGGGGGCGCCAAGACCCUUGCCACAGGGGGCGCCAAGACCCUUGCCACAGGGGGCGCCAAGACCCUUGCCACAGGGGCGCCAAGACCCUUGCCACAGGGGGCGCCAAGACCCUUGCCACAGGGGGCGCCAAGACCCUUGCCACAGGGGGCACCAAGACCCUUGCCACAGGGGGCGCCAAGACCCUUGCCACAGGGGGUGCCAAGACCCUUGCCACAGGGGCGCCAAGACCCUUGCUACAGGGGCGCCAAGACCCUUGCCACAGGGGGCGCCAAGACCCUUGCCACAGGGGGCGCCAAAACCCUUGCCACAGGGGCGCCAAGACCCUUGCCACAGGGGGCGCCAAGAUCCUUGCCACAGGGGCGCCAAGACCCUUGCCACAGGGGGCGCCAAGACCCUUGCCACAGGGGGCGCCAAGACCCUUGCCACAGGGGGCGCCAAGACCCUUGCCACAGGGGGCGCCAAGACCCUUGCCACAGGGGGCGCCAAGACCCUUGCCACAGGGGGGCCGGAAGAAUAG
Messenger RNA from Procambarus clarkii (red swamp crayfish), 777 nucleotides. Its product is annotated as keratinocyte proline-rich protein-like. NCBI's taxonomy places the organism in Eukaryota, Metazoa, Arthropoda, Malacostraca, Decapoda, Cambaridae. The record is from RefSeq and is a predicted model, not a curated record.